Messenger RNA from Galeopterus variegatus (Sunda flying lemur), 1860 nucleotides. Its product is annotated as zinc finger protein 764-like. The transcript is spliced from 3 exons. NCBI's taxonomy places the organism in Eukaryota, Metazoa, Chordata, Mammalia, Dermoptera, Cynocephalidae. The record is from RefSeq and is a predicted model, not a curated record. Gene Ontology annotation, cellular component: nucleus. Gene Ontology annotation, biological process: regulation of transcription by RNA polymerase II. Bases 1 to 1227 code for a protein of 408 amino acids. Gene Ontology annotation, molecular function: RNA polymerase II cis-regulatory region sequence-specific DNA binding; DNA-binding transcription factor activity, RNA polymerase II-specific.
AUGGCGCCGCCUCCGGCCCCGCGCCCCGCCCGGGACCCAGACGGGGCCGGGCCCGAGUGGAGGAAGCCCGGGGCCGUGAGGUUCGCGGACGUGGCCGUGUACUUCUCCCCGGAGGAGUGGGGGUGUCUGCGGCCCGCGCAGAGGGCCCUGUACCGGGACGUGAUGCGCGAGACCUACGGCCACCUGGGCGCGCUCGGAGUCGGAGGCUCGAAGCCAGCGCUCAUCUCCUGGGUGGAGGGAGAGGCGGACUUGUGGGGACCCGAUGCCCAGGAUCCGGAGGUGGCGAAGGCUCCGGCAGGAGUAGAUACAGCAGGUUCCAGAAAAAAGGAAAAGAAGAGAGAAAAGGAAGGGACUGAAGCCCUGGGGAAGACCUUUUCAAUGGCCACAGGUCCUCCCGGGCUGAAGGCUCUCCUGGUCCCCUCUCCUGGGCUCCCUUACGGUUUGGAGCAGCCGUCCAAGGGGCCUCGCCGGGGUCGACCCCCGCUCGGCGCCCACCCCCGUGUCCCGCGAGCAGACCAGCGUCACGGCUGCCACGUGUGCGGGAAGAGUUUUGCCUGGCGCUCCACGCUGGUGGAGCACCUCUACACCCACACGGGCGAGAAGCCCUUCGGCUGCCCGGACUGCGGCAAGGGCUUCAGCCAGGCCUCCUCCCUGAGCAAGCACCGGGCCAUCCACCGCGGUGAGCGGCCCCACCGCUGCCCUGACUGUGGCCGGGCCUUCACCCAGCGCUCUGCCCUCACCACCCACCUGCGGGUGCACACAGGCGAGAAGCCCUACCGCUGUGCUGCCUGUGGCCGCAGCUUCAGCCAGAGCUCGGCCCUGUACCAGCACCAGCGGGUGCACAGCGGCGAGACGCCUUUCCCCUGCGCCCACUGCGGCCGCGCCUUCGCCCACGCCUCGGACCUGCGGCGCCACGUGCGCACCCACACUGGCGAGAAGCCCUACCCGUGCCCGGACUGCGGGCGCUGCUUCCGCCAGAGCUCCGAAAUGGCAGCCCACAGGCGCACCCACAGUGGCGAGCGCCCCUACCCCUGCCCUCAGUGUGGCAGGUGCUUCGGCCAGAAGUCAGCCAUGGCCAAGCACCAGUGGGUCCAUCGACCAGGGGCCGGGGGGCGCAGGGGCCGGGGAGCCAGUGGGUUGUCUGUGUCCCUGGCCCCUGGCCGGGGGGACCUGGACCCACCUGUGGGCUUCCAGCACUAUCCAGAGAUAUUCCAGGAGUGCGGGUGACAGCCUCAAAAGUGACAAGGCACAGGGUGAAGAUCUAGACGUUGCCUGGGGCCCAGCAUGGCUCCAGGGAGGUCACAGAAUUCCUGGCAGGAGCUGGAGCUGGGGGAUGAGAACAGUCUCAUCUCCGUCUGCCCUCAUCUUGCUCCCUCCUGCCCCAGACUCUAGCAGCCCCGUUUGCUGAGCCAGGGCUGAGGUGAAAAACCCCACCAGACCCCCAUGUGUUAAGAGGAUUGAGGUAAAUGAGAACCUUGAUUUACCCAUGUCUUUUUACUACAGAAGUUGAAAACUGAUGGUGGCGUAAUGAAUCUGGCCUGUAGCUACCUUGUUUAUUUAUUUUUUGGCCCAGGCAGCAUUUUUAAAUGUUAUGAAUUAGUGGUAAAAGUUUAAAAAUCGGGAUACUUCACACAAAAAUCGAGGUUUCUGGCUUUUUUGGAAAUAUUCAUAGAUUUGGCAGCUCAACCUAAACUCCUGCAAGACCACAGUUGGUGGGAGCUGAGCCCACCCCUGUGGUCCCAGUCUAUCCCCCCUGCUCCCAGUCCAUCCCUGGUGCCCCUAAUCUAUCCCCUGUGCCCCCAAUCCAUCCAGUCGAUGGAGCUGCAGCCAGAACUCUCUGUUCACCAUGACCCUCCUGAC